CCGAGAUUCCUUCGCAUAAUCACUAUUUAUCACAACAUUCCAUUCUUGAUCUGCAAAUUCUACACAGUUACUAAACUAUACAAAAAUGGACGGGCCAGCAUUCCAACGCAUCCCACCAUGGGUUAAGGCCAAACUUACACCAAAGGCAAUUACGACAAUCCAGGAAGUCUACGACUGGGUUGAAAAUGAGUGUAUUCCCGCAGAGGAGGUCAUGGAGGCGGCACUGAAGGAGCACAGAUGGACAACUCCGCCGAUCAUGAAAGAAUUACGAAAGAAGGCGAAGGCUCGGGGUCUUUUCAAUUUGUUUCUUCCGAACCAUUUCGAGGAGAGUCCCGGACUCACCAACCUAGAAUAUUCCUGCUGUGCUGAGAUUAUGGGAAGAUGUUAUUGGGCCGCACAAACAAUGAACUGCCAUGCGCCAGAUACUGGUAACAUUGAGUUAUUAGCAAAGUACUGCAACAAGGAGCAGAAGGAGAAGUGGCUCAAACCCUUACUAGAAGGCGAUGUCAUGUCGUCUUAUUCCAUGACCGAGCCUGAUGUCGCCUCCUCCGACGCAACCCAGAUCUCCUGCUCCAUCCGCCGCGAGGGCAACGAGUACGUGAUCAACGGGCGCAAGCUAUUCGGCAACUCGCUCGACAACCCCGAGAUGAAGACCAUCAUCCUCAUGGGCUGCUCUGACCCGACCAACCCGUCCAAAUGGAACCGCCACUCUAUGGUCCUUGUCCCCGCCAACUCCAAGGGCCUGACCCAAGUCCGAAAUCUCACUAUCAUGGGCGAGGAUCAUGCCCCCAAUGGUCACGGCCAGUUCGUCUACGACAAUGUUCGCAUCCCAGUCGAGAACAUUAUUCUCGGCGAGGGCCGUGCGUUCGAGAUUGCGCAGGGCCGCCUCGGCCCCGGCCGCAUCCACCACUGCAUGCGCCUCAUCGGACAGUGUGAGCGAGCCUACGAGCUAGCGCUGAUCCGCUGCAUCGACCCGAGCAAGAUGCCACGCGGGAAGCUCAUCGGGCAGUUCGACUCGAACAUCGAGAAGAUUGCGCAGAUGCGCCUCGAGAUCGACUCCAUGCGGCUGGUCGUCUUGAAUGCUGCCGACACCAUGGAUCUCCUCGGCAACAAGGCGGGUAAGUAUGCGAUCGCACAGAGCAAGAUCUUGGUGCCCAUAGCGGCGGCGAAGAUCAUCGACGAGUGUAUGCAGUUGUAUGGCGGUGCAGGGUUGACGCAGCUUACCCCCUUGCCAUCGAUGUGGACGUACGCAAGGUUUGUGAGAUUAGCAGAUGGGCCCGAUGCGGCGCAUAGACAUCAGGUGGGCAGAGAUGAGAUGAAGACUGCGGCAGGUUUUAGGGAUAGGCAUGCUAAGUACAAAGAGGGUUCGAAAGUCCUCGCGAAGAAGUGGCUGUGAGGGAUAGAAUCAUUUUGUAUGCGAGAGAG
This is a messenger RNA of Pseudogymnoascus verrucosus, 1425 nucleotides long. RefSeq lists its product as uncharacterized. Gene Ontology annotation, molecular function: oxidoreductase activity, acting on the CH-CH group of donors; flavin adenine dinucleotide binding. NCBI's taxonomy places the organism in Eukaryota, Fungi, Ascomycota, Leotiomycetes, Thelebolales, Thelebolaceae. Bases 86 to 1396 code for a protein of 436 amino acids. The record is from RefSeq and is a predicted model, not a curated record. The transcript has 2 exons.